Messenger RNA from Calliphora vicina (urban bluebottle blowfly), 1021 nucleotides. RefSeq names its product integrin beta-2. The transcript is spliced from 5 exons. Bases 14 to 1021 code for a protein of 335 amino acids. The record is from RefSeq and is a predicted model, not a curated record. NCBI's taxonomy places the organism in Eukaryota, Metazoa, Arthropoda, Insecta, Diptera, Calliphoridae.
AAGAAAGAAAAAAAUGAGAAAUCACAGGUUUUUAAUAAUUUUAACUGCAAUUUUAAAUUGUGUAAAUUUAAUACAAAGUGAUGAACUACUUGAGCUGAACUGUUUUAAUGAAACGCAAUGUAAACAAUUUCAACAUUCUGGCAUUAAAUCCUCGUGCAUUGAAGAACAAUGUCAAUGCACCACCAGCAAUGGAGAUAGUGUUAAAUGCCAACCGCUGAACCAUAAAGUGAACAAUAUUAUUGGUGGACCAUGUCCCUGCCAACAACCAAAUGCUGAGUGUGAUGAGCAACAGGAUGUCUGCUAUUGUGCCAGCGAUUACAUGCCCAGCAGUGAUAAGAGGCGAUGCAUACUGAAAAUGGUUGCAUUGGGUGAGAAAUGUGAGCUGGAUUCACAGUGUCAAAAAACAGAUUUUAAUGCCAUUUGCCAUGUAUCGAACCAGUGCAGCUGCAUGGAUCACUUUGUUCAUAAUGAAGGCAAAUGUACUUCUACAGUUGGCAAUAAAUCAUUUUGCUCUAGCGAUGACCAGUGCCAUGAACAAUAUGGAGCCAAUUCAAGAUGCAGCAAUAUCACCCAACACUGUGUCUGUACAGCCGAACAUUUCGCUUCAGUCGAUAAUUCACGCUGUUUGAGAACAUCAAAAUAUCUGGAAGAUUGUAUCGAGAAUAUGCAGUGUAUGGGCACUAUGGGACUAGGUGGUAAGUGUAAGGAAAAUGUCUGUCAAUGUGCGGAGAAAUACUUUGUGGAAGAAAAGAAAACCGACGAGGGCGUUAUGGAAACAGUGUGCACUGCAAUUGUUGAACGUGGCCAUUAUUGUCGCAUUGAUGAGGAUUGCUAUCAACGUCAAUUGAACGAAACGGAACAAUCAAUGGAUUGUAUUUAUGGUGAAUGCAAUUGUAAGAAGGGUUUUUAUUCAUACAACGAUAGUGAUUGUGUUAAAGGUUCUGGCAGUGCUGGCAUUAAAUCUUUAAUGGGAUUAAACUUUAUGAUGGUGGUUUUUGUUCGUGUAAAUAAUUAUUUUUAA